Messenger RNA from Papaver somniferum (opium poppy), 2426 nucleotides. RefSeq names its product ATPase family AAA domain-containing protein 3-B-like. The transcript has 10 exons. The coding region runs from base 227 to 2182 and encodes 651 amino acids. The record is from RefSeq and is a predicted model, not a curated record. Lineage: Eukaryota; Viridiplantae; Streptophyta; Magnoliopsida; Ranunculales; Papaveraceae. Gene Ontology annotation, molecular function: ATP binding; ATP hydrolysis activity; zinc ion binding. Gene Ontology annotation, biological process: mitochondrion organization. Gene Ontology annotation, cellular component: mitochondrion.
UGAGAAACCCUACAAAACCUUUCUCUCUCUUGAGUGUUAGUCCGAACCGAAGAGGUAUUUUUUUCCUCAUUAAACCCUUACUUGCUUGUCAAGCUCUCUUCUCGCUCUUUUCUUCUUUCUCAAACCAAAAUCCAAACAUAAACAAAAUCUACAUUACGGUUUAGUAGUCCUAGGGUUCCAUUUACAACAUAGAGAAAGUCCAACCCCCAAUUUUGUUCGGAGAAAAAUGGCAAAAGCUUGUGCAUUAGGGAUUGUAUCAGCAUUAGCUUCAGCAACUUUAGGUGUUGAGUAUGCUUAUGCUGAUGGUCCUUUUAAUUUUGGUCCAUUUUCAUCUUCAUCUUCUUCACCGUCUCCUCAUCCUCCUCCCGAAGCUGCUCCUUCAUCUGAUACACCAAAAGAAGAAGAAUCAUCAUCUUCUAAAGUUCGAAAUGAUAAUCCACGAACCACAUCUGCUGGGUUCGAUCCUGAACCACUUCUGAAAGGAGCUGCAGCUCUUAGAGAAAUUAGUACUUCUCUCAAUGCUAAAAAGGCGUUUGAUCUGAUGAUGAAGCGGGAAGAGACAAAGAUGAUUCAAGCUGCAACCAAGAAAGCUGAAAUGGAUGCGAUGAGAGCUCAAUUUGAAACUGAGAGACAAAAGGUACUAUCUGAGGAAAAGCAAAAAUUGAGUCAACAACAAGCACAAAAUAAAGCUCAAAUGGCUCGUUAUGAAGAUGAGCUGAAGAGGAAAAGGAUGCAGGCAGAGAAUGAAUGGCAUAAAGCCAGAAAUCAAGAAACCCUACAAAACCUUUCUACCCUUACUUGCUUGUCAAGCUCUCUUCUCGCUCUUUUCUUCUUUCUCAAACCAAAAUCCAAACAUAAACAAAAUCUACAUUACGGUUUAGUAGUCCUAGGGUUCCAUUUACAACAUAGAGAAAGUCCAACCCCCAAUUUUGUUCGGAGAAAAAUGGCAAAAGCUUGUGCAUUAGGGAUUGUAUCAGCAUUAGCUUCAGCAACUUUAGGUGUUGAGUAUGCUUAUGCUGAUGGUCCUUUUAAUUUUGGUCCAUUUUCAUCUUCAUCUUCUUCACCGUCUCCUCAUCCUCCUCCCGAAGCUGCUCCUUCAUCUGAUACACCAAAAGAAGAAGAAUCAUCAUCUUCUAAAGUUCGAAAUGAUAAUCCACGAACCACAUCUGCUGGGUUCGAUCCUGAACCACUUCUGAAAGGAGCUGCAGCUCUUAGAGAAAUUAGUACUUCUCUCAAUGCUAAAAAGGCGUUUGAUCUGAUGAUGAAGCGGGAAGAGACAAAGAUGAUUCAAGCUGCAACCAAGAAAGCUGAAAUGGAUGCGAUGAGAGCUCAAUUUGAAACUGAGAGACAAAAGGUACUAUCUGAGGAAAAGCAAAAAUUGAGUCAACAACAAGCACAAAAUAAAGCUCAAAUGGCUCGUUAUGAAGAUGAGCUGAAGAGGAAAAGGAUGCAGGCAGAGAAUGAAUGGCAUAAAGCCAGAAAUCAAGAGUUAGUGAAAAUGCAAGAGGAGUCAGCUUUGAGGCUACAGGCUGCUAGGCAGGCAACAGAACAGCAAAUUCAAGCUCAGCGUCUGCAAACAGAGAGAGAAAAAGCUAACAUAUUAAGAGAAAAUAUUAAAAGUGAGCAAGAAGCAAAAGCAAGAGCCAACGCGCUUCAUAAACAACUAACUGAAGAUUUAAGUAAAAGGGAGCUAAUAGAUAGAGCAAAACUUGAGCAAGAGAAGUGGGUUGCUGCCAUUAACACAACUUUUGAGCAUAUUGGAGGUGGUGUGAAGGCUUUAUUAACUGAUCAAAAUAAGCUGAUCGUAGUGGUCGGGGGAGUUACAGCUCUGGCAGCUGGGGUUUACACAACUAGAGAGGGUGCAAGGGUGAUUUGGGGAUAUGUUGACAGAGUUCUCGGACAACCAUCCUUGAUCAGAGAGUCCUCGAGAGGAAAGUACCCUUGGUCAGGGAUUUUUUCUCGUGGAAUUAGCUCUCUAUCACAAAAGGCUGAAGGUGUGAAAGGGAAUGGUUUUGGUGAUGUGGUUCUUCAUCCUUCACUUCAUAAGCGAAUCGAGCAACUUGCUGGUGCAACUGCAAAUACUAAAUCCCAUCAAGCACCUUUUAGAAACAUGCUCUUCUAUGGUCCUCCUGGAACAGGGAAAACUAUGGCCGCCAGAGAACUUGCACGAAAAUCUGUAUGAGAUCUAUCCUUUUCUUGUUAUGUUUGGACUGAAACUCCUUCUCUACUACUAAAUUAUUCUCUAACCUGUAUACUUUUGGUUACUAGCACAGUUUGGACCUUGUACAGAUUAUAUACAAUGCCGCUAUUUAAGCAUUUCCAUAAAUACUGUUUCAACUUAGAUUUGAACUAAAGAAUCAAAAGCAUGAACGGAUAGAUUAUUGGAAACAACUUUCUGAUUGCAACAAAGCUACUUUUCUAAGCAA